AUGGUACCCACACCCGACCUGCUUAGAGCUUUUCUGUUCUACUGCUACCGUCAGGGGGUGUCCCUCGAUCAGGUGAAGAAGAUCCGUUCGGCAGCUAGUAAUUAUUAUCGUUCCGACGGCCUUACCGAGAUUCCUCCGUCGGCCUGGCGCCACGCUAUCCAAGCCCAAGAUCAUCGCCCCUUGGAUCCUCCAGCUCCUUCAAGCAGAGGAUGUCGAUGCACGUUGGCGCCACUUCUGGUCACCUACUGGCUAAUCGGAGCACGUCGGGCAGCCAACAAGACUCUUGGUCCAAACUCUUUCAUCUUUGAGCCCGUCAAUCGCGUUCGGAUUGUGAACCUCUACAAAUCCAAAGUCAUCGCCCGUCCUGUCGACCAGCUGACUUUCGACUUCUUUUACGCACACUUACUUGAUGUAGUGGACACCCGUAGUGUCCCACUAAGCCCGGCCAUGGUUCUCAAUACCAUGAACGACUCUGAGAGCAUCACACUAGUGCGUAGAGAGUUUGUGCGUGCAGGAUUGGCACGCACAGUCACAGAUUAA
Molecule: messenger RNA, 540 nt
Organism: Sphaeroforma arctica JP610
Lineage: Eukaryota; Ichthyosporea; Ichthyophonida
Exons: 2
Coding region: 1-540 (179 amino acids)
Source: RefSeq, a predicted model, not a curated record